AUGUCGGCCCAGGCUCACUACUACACUCACCACACUCGCACACUUCCUCUGCACGUCAUCCAAUACCCAUUCUAUCCAAUGGACCGCCGGUACUACGAUGAGCAUGGGCAGCCGCUCCCAGGAAGCGGCGCGCCCCCGGGCCAGCACUCGCCCGACGACGUCCUCCGGUGGCUCGACUCCCUUUCUGGCCAAGGACAGGCCCCCGACCCCGCCACAGGUUAUGCCCACACCGGGCAGUGGCUCUCCCAGCAGGCAUACGCCCAGAUGCCGCCUCAGCAGCAGUACCAGUACCAGCAAUACCAGCAGCAGCAACAGCAACAGUACCAGCAAUAUAUGCAGCAGCAACAGUACCAACACCAACACCAGCACCAGCACCAGCACCAGUUCCAGCAGGGCUCUUCCUCCGCGCCCGCUCCGGGCGCCCCGGGCCACGGCCAGCCGCAUCCUGGCAUGGCCUACCCGGCGGCCCCCGGCCAACUCGAGCAGAGCUACAGCUACGAGGACUACGAGUACGAGGGCUCGUCGCACGGCUCGCACUCGGAGACGGAGAGCGCGGCCGCCCGCCGCCGCAUCGCGCUCGACCCGAGCCAGCCCUUGACCGUCGACGGCAAGCCGCGCGCGCGCGUCUUCGUCGCCUGCGACCGCUGCCGCACCCGCAAGCUCCGCUGCGACGGCGCCAAGCCCGUGUGCUACCACUGCCAGAAGGCCGGGGCCGAGUGCAAGUACGACCCAACGCCGAAGCGGCGCGGGCAGGACAAGGCCCCGCGCACGCGCUCCGCGGUGGGCACGCGCAGGCCGCGUCGCCCGGCCGUGAAGAAGGACGAGGCGGGCGGGAGCCAGAGCCAGCAAGGCUCCACCGCAGAGCGCCGCUGA
Molecule: messenger RNA, 873 nt
Organism: Trametes versicolor FP-101664 SS1
Lineage: Eukaryota; Fungi; Basidiomycota; Agaricomycetes; Polyporales; Polyporaceae
Exons: 2
Coding region: 1-873 (290 amino acids)
Biological process (GO): regulation of DNA-templated transcription
Cellular component (GO): nucleus
Molecular function (GO): zinc ion binding; DNA-binding transcription factor activity, RNA polymerase II-specific
Source: RefSeq, a predicted model, not a curated record